AUGGCUCUACCUCGUGCAUAUAGUAUGCCUCUUCGCAGGUCCCUCCGUCAGUUUUCACCUCGAACCUGUCGCAUACCUCGCAACGUCCAGGGACAGUUUCGCAGAUACUACUCUGAACAGCCAGCUUCUGAAAAAGAGUCCUUUACUGUGUGGCGGCCGUAUCUACGACUAGCCAUUGGUAUUCCAUUCAUCGGAGCUCUCAUAUACUCAAUGAUGACCGGAGAAGUCACCGAACUCGACUCCCCGUCGAUCGUGGAGCUCGACGAAACCCUCAAGAAACAAGCCGCCAUUAGCGAAACUUCCCCCAUGCGAUUGCGAAUGGAAAAGUUGAUUAAAGAACACCAACAGAAGAUCAUCGAGGAACUGGGCCGCAUAGAUGGCAAGCAAUUCAAGGUUGAUAGCUGGUCCCGACCCAAUGGAGGAGGUGGCAUCUCUUGCGUCCUCCAGGACGGCAAUGUCUUCGAAAAGGCAGGAGUCAACGUCUCCAUUGUUUACGGAGACCUUCCCCGCCCCGCCAUCGAGAAGAUGCGUGCAGACCACAAGUCUUUCGUCGGGGCCGACGUAGACUCCCUAAACUUCUUUGCUGCAGGCCUUUCUCUCGUCCUACACCCUCAUAACCCCAUGGCCCCCACAGUCCACCUCAACUAUCGCUACUUCGAGACCUCCGACCCCAAGGACCCCAUUAACGGCGACAAAAACUGGUGGUUCGGCGGUGGCACAGAUCUUACUCCCUGCUACCUCUUCCCCGAGGACGCCAAACACUUCCACCAAACCAUCAAAGACGCCUGUGACCGCCACGACGCAACCUACUACCCCAAAUUUAAACAAUGGUGCGACAAGUACUUCUACCUCCCACACCGUCGUGAAUGCCGCGGCAUCGGUGGUAUCUUCUUCGAUGAUCUUGACGCCAGCUUCCUCGAAUCCUCCUCCACCUCUUCCCAGAACCCACAGGAGACCCUCUUCUCCUUUGUCUCAGACGGCCUCGCGUCUUUCCUCCCUUCUUAUGUCCCCAUCAUUGAACGCCGCAAGGAUAUGCCCUUUACCCCAGCCCAGAAGGAGUGGCAGCAGCUUCGCCGUGGCCGCUAUGUUGAGUUCAACCUGGUUUACGACCGCGGAACCAGCUUCGGAUUGAGGACACCCAACGCCCGGAUCGAGAGUAUUCUUAUGAGUCUCCCUCGGACCGCGUCAUGGGCAUACAUGGACCCCGUCUCGGGAACUCGCACUGAUGCGGGGCCUGAGGAUGAGGAGGUUGUUGGUGAGGAAAAGGCUGCUGAAAAGGAAAUGAUGGAUGUUUUGAAGCAUCCUAGACAAUGGGUUUAA
Messenger RNA from Aspergillus ochraceoroseus IBT 24754, 1320 nucleotides. It is a transcript of the gene hem13, whose product is annotated as coproporphyrinogen oxidase. Gene Ontology annotation, molecular function: coproporphyrinogen oxidase activity. The transcript is spliced from 2 exons. Lineage: Eukaryota; Fungi; Ascomycota; Eurotiomycetes; Eurotiales; Aspergillaceae. Bases 1 to 1320 code for a protein of 439 amino acids. The record is from RefSeq and is a predicted model, not a curated record. Gene Ontology annotation, cellular component: cytoplasm; mitochondrial intermembrane space.